Lathyrus oleraceus (garden pea) is the source of this 528-nucleotide messenger RNA. RefSeq lists its product as uncharacterized. The transcript has 2 exons. Bases 1 to 528 code for a protein of 175 amino acids. The record is from RefSeq and is a predicted model, not a curated record. NCBI's taxonomy places the organism in Eukaryota, Viridiplantae, Streptophyta, Magnoliopsida, Fabales, Fabaceae.
AUGAGUGAUCUUGGAUUGCUGUAUCAUUUUCUUGGUAUUGAGGCCUACCAAGAUGAAUAUGGAGUUUUUAUUUGUCAAAAGAGAUAUGCCGAAAAUAUUUUGAAAAAGUUUGGCAUGUAUGGCUGCAAACCUGUUGAUAUUCCUUUAGUGGUGAAUGAAAAAUUACAGAAGGAAGAUGGUGGAGGAUUAGUAGAUGCAAGCAUGUAUAGAAGUUUGGUUGAAAACUUGUUUUAUCUUACAACUUCAAUGCCCAAUUUAAUAUUUGUUGCUAGUUUACUCUCAAGAUUCAUGAGUAAACCAAGUCAUUUACAUCUCGAGGCAGUAAAAAGAGUUCUAAGGUAUGUCAUGGGAACCAUGGAGCAUGGCGUCAGAUUUGAGAAGAAUUCUAAACUUGAAGUUAAAUGGCAUUGUGAUAGUGAUUGGGCCGAAAGUGUUGAUGACAUGAAGAGCACUUCAUGUUAUAUAUCCGACCUUGGUUCAGGUGGUGAGUGUGGGAAGGGUGCACGGCCGCCGAAGCUUAUGGUGUAA